Messenger RNA from Carcharodon carcharias (great white shark), 3350 nucleotides. Its product is annotated as caspase-1-like. The record is from RefSeq and is a predicted model, not a curated record. Lineage: Eukaryota; Metazoa; Chordata; Chondrichthyes; Lamniformes; Lamnidae. The transcript has 9 exons. Gene Ontology annotation, biological process: regulation of apoptotic process; proteolysis. Gene Ontology annotation, molecular function: cysteine-type endopeptidase activity. Bases 124 to 1317 code for a protein of 397 amino acids.
GCGAACUUGAAACUUUCAUCCGAUCGGAAAUGAAGCAAAAUCGAAACUUCUCUUUGCUUGGAGACCGGAAAGACAGCCGAGGUAUCGGACCCUCGUCAUUUCCAAGUGGGCUGACAAAGGAGGAUGGAGGCGGCAGACCAGAAAUUGAAGCGCCUGAGAAAAGAAUUACUGAAUGGACUCAGCAGCGGUGUCAUUGCUGAUCUGGUGGAUGAAAUGCAAGAGUCAGGUGUGAUCAAUACCUCCGAAUCAGAAGACAUUCUCCAAGCAAAUCAAACAACUAAAAACAAGGCUAGAAGUCUUAUUGACACUGUUUCAAGAAAAGGAGUACGAGCCAGUGAAAAAUUCAUUGAGUGUCUGAACACAGCAGACAACGUACUAUGCAAAGAAUUGGACCUUUAUCUGGUGAAAACGGAUGCAUCAACCACUGUUCCAAAGCAAGCUCCCGUGAAUUCACCAGACUUUGGAUCAGUCCCAACCACUACCACUCCAGCACCAGAGGUACCCAUGUCUGUUGAGUGGAUAACUCCAUGUACACAGCAGGACUAUGAUAAGCUUUCCCAGAAGACGACAGAGGUAUAUAAGAUACUGCCAAAACAGAACAGGAAACGUCUGGCCCUGCUGAUUAAUAACAUUGAUUUUGAGAAACCUGGAAUGAAGAGGCAAGGUGCAGAGGUAGAUGAAGAACAAAUGCAGAAACUGCUGAAUGGCUUUGGAUACCAAGUGGAAAAACACAAUAAUUUAACAGCAGAGGGAAUGGAGAAAGUGUUGAUGGCAUUUUCAAAUCGAGAGGAACACAUGCAGUCUGAUAGCACCUUUGUUGUUCUCAUGUCCCAUGGACUCCGAGAUAAAAUCUGUGGCAAAUUUCACAGUGAGGAGACAGAAGAUACUUUUCAUAUCGACAAUGUCUUUAACAUUUUAAACAACAAGAACUGCAAAGGACUGAGAGGGAAGCCCAAAGUCAUCAUCAUCCAGGCCUGUCGUGGAACAAACCUUGGUCAUGCCUAUGUCAGUGAUUGUGUAAAGGCCGAAUCCCCUACAGUCUAUGAAGAAGACGGUCCCAUUUACCAAGUUCACAAAGAAAGUGACUUCAUCUGUUUCUGCUCCACCACUCCAGAAAAUGUGUCCCUUAGGCACGUUCAAAAUGGAAGCAUAUUCAUCCAGAAGUUAGUCGAUGUAAUGAAGCAAAAUGCAUCGAAAUUUGAUGUUGAGGAGCUUUUCUUCAAGGUCCAGCAGUCAUUCCAGACCUUUACCAGACAGCUACCUGUGAAGGAAAGAGCCACACUGAUGAAGAAGUUUUACCUGUUUCCUGGCAUGUAACACAUCAGUUCCCAGAAGCAAACCUCUACGCCUGACCCCAGGUCCUGCAGCAGAAUUACAGAGCAUGCCUAGAGAUCAAAAUUUCCCUCAGAUCUGUGACUUGCAUGCAUUCAGUACUUCUUGGAAAAUUAUUUUUUUUAAAGCUUUCAUUGCGGUGAUGGGGUAUUGUGUGAUGUUGCAGGGAGGUUAUGCUUUACAGAAUAAGCUGAUAAUUAUAUAUGGUGCCUAAAGAUACAAAUGCCAGUUGCUUCAGAUCCUAAUUAUAAUCAUACUAAAAUAAUUAGUGCUUUUAUUUACUUUGCUAGAGGAUUAGUAUAUUCCUUCACCAAGUCUCAAGCAGUGUCACAGUAGAUCAGCGCAUUGUUAGUGUGUGCAAUUUACUGUUGCAUAUAUGAAUACCAGACUAUCAAACCUGCUGAGAAAACCUACUAUUUGGGAACCUUCUUUGUCUACAAAUCAAUCCAAAUUCAAGGGCAAAGGUCAUCCAUCUAACCUCUGCUGUUAACCUACCCACUCUGGUAUGAUGUUUCUGCUCUCAGGAGAUACUAGUUUUAAAAGUAUCGGGAUUGACUUUUUUGAGAGGAUUUGUCCUUUUCUUGGUCUCUUGGCAUUUUUCCUGGGAUUGAAUGUUUAUUUGCUUUCCCUUGCUAGCUUUCAACUUUCCAUGCUACCACUCAGGGCACCUUGCUCAUUGAACUGCUUAUGCCAUCCUGCCACCUUUCAGCACAGAACGCUACAGAAAAUGCCCAUUUUCAAACUUUGAUAGCAGCAGGAAAUGCAGGAGCCACUUUAAGAAGCAGCACAAGCACAUUUCUGUUUCUUCCCAGCAAAUCCCAGCCUCUUUACUUCCACUGCAUCAUAGGAAUAGGGGUAGGCCAUUCAGCAACUGAAACUUGCUCCACCAUUUAGUUGGCUAAAGAAAGAUAUACUUGCCUUAGAGUAUGUGCAACAAAAGUUCACUAGAUCGAUUCCCUGGGAUGAGCAAACUCCUCUCAAGAGAGAUUGAGUAGAAUAGGCCGAGAUUGUGUGGAGUUUGGAAGAAUGAGACAUCACCUCAUUCAAAUCCAUAAAAUUCUUCGAGGAUUUGACAGAGUAGACGCUGAUAGGCUAUUUCCCCUGGCUGAGGAUUCAAGAACUAGGGGGCAGUGUUUCAGGAUAAAGGAUCAACUAAGAUGAGAAAUUUAUUCACUCAAAGAGUUCUGAAUCUAUGGAAUUCUCUACCACAGAGGGCCAGAAGGGAUGCUGACCCGCUAAAUAUAUUCAAAACUGAGAUUGAUAGACUUUGGGCAAUAAGCAAAUUAAGGGAUGUGGGACGGGGUGGGAAAAUGGAGUUGAUGUAGAAGUUCACCCAUGAUCAUAUUAAAUGGCAAAGCAGGGCCACAUGACCUACUCCUGUUCCUAUUUCUUAAGUUCUAAUGUUCAAUUAGACCAUAAGUGGCUUGUACCUGAAUUGCAUUUACUUGCCUUAGCUCCAUAUCUCUUGAUAUCCUUAUCUAACAAAACUAUGUUGAUCUCAAUCUUGAAAUCUCCAAUACACCCAGAAGCCAGUCAUUUGGGCAUGAGAACUCCUGAUUUUUACAACCUGUCGUGUGAAAAAGUGGCCUAUCUCUCAUUUUAAAAUUAUGAGCUCUCAUUCUUGAUUAUCCCACCAGAGCAAAUAGUUUCUCCUUAUCUACCAUAUUGAAUGCUUUUAACAUUUUAAACAUCUCAAUUGUAUCAUCCCCUCAAUCUCCUGGUACGCAAGGGAGUACAAGCCAAUUUAUGUAACCUGUCCUCAUGUUUAACCCUGUAAGUCAUUCUGGUGAUUCUGCACUGGACCAUGUCUAAGGCCAGUAUAUCCUUCUUAAAGUACCAUGGGCAAAACUGAAUGCAGAUGAGGUCAGACCAAGGCUCAGUAUACAACAUGUAAUUUGCAACACGAGUAUAUAAUCAAUAUUUACAUGAGGAUACUCCAAAAACUCUUUAAUCCUACAGUUCAGCUGGGGAUAAAAACAAAAAACUGCAAGUGCUGGAAAUCCAAAACAAAAAUAGAA